Messenger RNA from Bactrocera oleae (olive fruit fly), 4588 nucleotides. NCBI's taxonomy places the organism in Eukaryota, Metazoa, Arthropoda, Insecta, Diptera, Tephritidae. The record is from RefSeq and is a predicted model, not a curated record.
ACUUUGAUUCUCAAAGUGUUCAUAACCAGUAGUCGGCAACUAAUUGGCCUACUUAAGGCAAAAUAAAGGGAACUAGAUUAUUCAAAAAAAGUCAAAAUAAAAUUUCCAUCUCGUAAUGCCGUAGUGGUGAGAGCCUCUAGUCCGUUCCAGAUGGAUAUACCAUAAAGUUUUGGAUCGGUCUCUUUUUGAAAUACGCAACAAAUAAAAAAUAUCUUGUACACCUAAUGUCAAUCGGCUAGGGGAUUUUCGAAAAUUGAAUGACUUGUAAACAUAUAUAAAAUUUUGCUGAUUCCAACAUUUAUAUAUUUUCCAUUAGCAAAACAUAUAAGAGACGCAAAUGAAACAAUCAGAUAUUUAUCGUAAACGACGCUGGCUGCGAACGCUGACUGCGAACUCUCAGAUCACUCGAUAUACGCACACUUGAUUCUGCUUGAGGCUCGUCACGUAAUGAACUGCGUACGCACUAAACACACGCAUACCAAAAAGAUUUCCGCACAUUGUUCACAACUAAUAGAUUAAUUGUGGGAAAGGUGGGACCCGGAGAAAGUUCAGUGUUGGCAGUUAUGCGUAGAUGCUGGUGACAGAUUGCCUCGAAUGCCCUUUGAUGUCCGCAAGCAAUUAAAUAGUGAGCUGACAAAUAAACAAUGAGAUCGCGAGGCGAAUAUCGAAUAAAUGAACAAUAUAAGUCAAAUAUAAUACUAAUUUUGUUAAGAGGUGUUCGAGUUUUUCGAUAGGCGAAAAGCGAGGCCUCUUUCUUUCCGAGACCUGCUGAUUUAACGCCAAUAUGUAAAUUGAGCGGAUCAACAGCGCAGCAGCAGAGUGCUUAAAUUGAACGCGAAACAACUUUAAACUAUUAGUGUUGUUGUGUGAAUAUAUACAGUGACUUUUAUAAUGAAAUCACAAUUACUUGCAGUAAAUUUUGAAUAAGUGUGAGUCUCUAAUUUUCCGAACACAAUUUUCGUAUAGUGCCUUAAAAAGUGAAAAAAGCAAUAAAUAAAAAAAAUGAUCUUUGAGGCUUUGUGAGCUUCAUAUUUCCUCAAACUUUAUAGAUUUUAGGACUUUUUGCGAAAUCGGUUAAAAUUCCAAUAAAUUUUUAAAUAGUAUUGUUUUUAUGGAAGCCAUUCGUUGCGCGACCGAGGCACGCCUAAAUUGUGCUGGCGCUUUUUUUUUCUUAUUCUAAUUGAAUCACCUAUAUAAGACUGCUCUUUUCUAAGCCUAUACGAUUUUGUUUUGCCAUUUAUUAAUUCAAUCUCCGCUGGCUGCCAUCCAAAGACAUAAAUACUACCGCAUAUUUGCUUCAUUGUAGUUUUUUUAUUAAACCGUUAAUUAGCCGAACUUAUUCAUAAUUCUAUUUUUAGCGCCGAUAUACCAGCUUGGCUCUAUUUUUGUAUAAUUCUUAUUAAUUUGAAAGAUAUCUUCAUAAGUAACAUUAUUUUUUACAAAUUUUCUUUUGCUCUUCUUGCGUGCGCGCUUGCGCCGUGGACAACGCCGCAGUCGGCGCGGAGCACUGUCAUUUUCAUUGAUGCAAUACCUGUCAUUUUCUAGAGCUGUUAAUUGAAUUCCAAAACACCCCGCUGUUGUUUAUGGGUGGGUCCAGCUCCAGCGGACCCGUUUUUCCAACGUCUACACGAGCGCACGCAAGUGAGCCGUGCAAGAGGUGAGGCGAGCAGAUGUGGAGCUAUUUAGAUUAGUUUUCGUGCGCAGGGUAAUUUAACUUGCAAAUGUACACAUUCCAAGCCGCUAAAUAGUGUUAUACAAAGCCACAAAAACAAAAACAGCGAACAAUAUAUAAAAGUAUAAAAAAGGUAAGACAAUAAAAAGCCAAAUACAUCUGUACGGAUGGUAUAAUAUGCUUCAGAUGCGAUAACGUUGCGUUGGACAACAACAGCAACAACGAUGAAAUAAUUAGCGACCAUACCAACAUCGCUUUCACUUUCAGGGGACGCUCGUCAACGCCAAUACCCGGCCGCGUCGCAAUAGCCGCAAUAUUUUAGCGGCCCUCGGCCGACGGCGCGUUUAUGUCGUAAACACAGAAGAGCGCGCAUGCAUUGCGUGCAACUUCUAUACUUUUUUCCGUAUUUGUUUGUAUUCAUUUUUUUGUAAUUUUUCUGCACUUCUCCUCAGAUCAGCGACACUGUGUUUGUUGCGUUAAUUGCCGCCGUCGUCACUGCGUCUAUUCUUCUUCUUCUCCUAAUACACGAGUAACAACAAAGCCACACCGGCAUCUGCGAUUUUCCGCAGCACCAAAUCAAGUGAACUGCCAGCUGCCAGCCGCGACGAACAUGACAAAAACGCUUAAGCAACAACGCGUCAGUCAACCUGCCAGCUAACCCGGUUGGUCAAUCAAACGCAGUCAGUGCAAAGUCAGUCAGUCGAGCAGUUCACAGCGAAGCGGUCCAAUACCGCUGCCUCCACUACCAAACGUACAAAGUAGUCGCUAUUUUGCGCUGCACCUAAAUAUGGAUCCGCUCACAGUUUUGUUGCUCUCGUUCAUUAUCCUGGCGCUUAUUUGCAUACAUUUGCACCGCAAACAACAAUAUUGGGAAGCUCAGGGCAUACCGCUGCUUAAACCGUUCUUGUUCUUUUUCUAUGGGCGUGGACGCAUUGGCACCGAUUGUCAUGCUAUCGACAUACCCAAUGAAGUCUAUCAACGCUUCAGAGAUUCGGGUGCACCUUUAGCGGGCAUGUUCAUGCUCAGCGAUCCACUUAUCAUACUACUCGAUUUGGAGCUCAUCAAACAUGUGUUGAUUAAAGACUUUGCCAACUUCAGCUAUCGCGGGCUCUACCACAAUCUACGCGAUGAUCCGCUGAUGGGUAAUCUAGCUGCAAUCGACGGUCCUUACUGGAAGCGUCUACGCGCCAAAUUGACACCAUCUUUCACUACAGGCAAAAUGAAAUUUAUGUAUCCCACACUCAUAAAAGUGGCCCAACAGUUGCCAGGAGUUGUGGAUCGGCGCAUCUCCGACGAAGGCGUAAUCGAUGUAAAAGAUCUAUCAGCCUGCUAUACCACAGAUGUGAUAGCGUGCUCUACACUUGGCAUUGAAUGUGAUAGUCUACACAAUCCGCUUGAAGACUUUCGUCUGAUUACCGUUAAGUUCUUCGAGGAGUACAGUGUAACCCGUGAUUUGAUUAGCCAACGCCUACCGCAGCUCGCCAAAAUGUUGCACUGGACCAACACACCAAAAGUGGUGACAGAUUUCUAUAUAAAAGUUGUGCGCGACAAUAUAGCCUACCGUGAGGAGCAUGGCAUAGUACUACAAGACUUCUUGCAAAUUAUGAUCGAUCUCAUUAAAACGGAAUCACUCACAAUGGAAGAGAUUGCUGCUCAGGUGUUUGUCUUCAUCAUUGCGGGCUAUGAGACCACUUCGACGACCAUGACAAAUUGUCUGUGGGAACUGGCAGUGAACGAGGACAUACAAGAGCAAGUGCGCGAGGAAGUUGUACAGGUGAUGCAGGAGCACGAUGAUGUGCUCACUUAUGAGUGUCUCAAGCAAAUGACCUACUUGGAUCAGGUGCUCAAAGAAACCUUGCGAAAACAUCCCAUUGCGCCUGCAUUAAAACGCGUUGCUUACGAAGACUAUAAAGUACCUGGCACCAACUUUGUGAUCAAAGCCAACACCACGGUGCUCAUACCAUCCGAAGCAAUACAACACGAUCCACGCUACUAUCCAGAUCCAGAGAAAUUCGAUCCGUUGCGUUUCACACCCGCAGCCAUGGAGGAGCGACACCCGAUGACAUUCCUACCAUUCGGCGAUGGUCCACGUAACUGUAUUGGCUUGCGCUUCGGGCGCAUGCAAGUGCUCAUCGGUUUAGCAACGAUGUUACGUAAAUAUCGUUUUAGUGUGGCAAAAACCACGCCCAUACCGAUUGUAUACGACAAAACAAUUUUAUUACGUGCGCCGAAAGGUAAAGUGGAGCUCAAAUGUGAGCGUUUAGUUGAGGAGAAAUUUGCCGAUCACAUACAAAAGGGUGCUGACGAAGAGAUGGAAAACUUUGCCGCAAGCAUAAGAGAGAGGCGUGAAUAUGAAUUUACAGAUGGUGAAAGAAAUAAAUAAUGGAAUGGGUGUACGAAAAUUCGAUUGUGGUUCGGUGAAGUUUGAAAUUUUGUAUUAGCGGCAGCCACAAUUAGUUUGAGUCUUUUGAGACUAUUUUAUGAAGAGGUUGUAAUGAUGCUUAGUGAAGCUAAGAAUUAUUUUAGACUUGCUAUGAAAAGGUUGUGAAAUUUUUAAGGGAGAUUAGAGGCCCGGAGAGAAUUCGAAAGUUGAAAAGUCUCGCCAAAAACAUUAUGUACCUAAACAUAGAAGUAUAUGUAGUUACGAGCUCUAUGCGCUCGCUUAGUUGCUUAGUUAGUGCUCAGCUUUAAUGCGACCAAAUAGCUCAGCUAACGUAACGGUGCUUCAGAACCGUUCACCAAAUAAAAGCGUUAAAGCUUUUACGAUCACAAUUUAUAUACACACAUACAUAUAUAUAAUAUAUAUUUACACUACAUAUGCAUAUAUUUUUAACCGUUAUAUUUACACUCACGCAUGUUUUAUUAAAUGAUUUAUUCGAAUAAAAAAUGUUAUUUUGUAUUUGUAUUCUUUCAAAU